AUGACCCUCCGGCUUCCGGGGUCGCUCGUCAAUAGAGCUUUGCGCAGUCGACUACUCUCUGCGCAACAAUGUCGUGCGGCAACUGCGGCUCAUAAUCUACCAGUCACGCAAAACCUCUUCAACGCUACCCGAGCCGCAUCAUCCCUCUCCGCAUACUCCUCCGAGAACCACCGUCCUCAAUUCCCCAGCCAUGGCGAUCGUUUCGAUAACCAGGCUCAGGGCCAAGUUCAAAGGAAACGAAGCAACAACCGCAUGCCAAAAAAUACACUCAACCCAGCAAAAAGGGAAUUGCUGAUGGCUGUUGCAUCGAACAACCGUUCCGCGCGCUAUGACAACGAGAAGGAGAUCGCUGAAAGUGAGGCUCUUGACACUGCAGCCGCGCAAGAUGAUGGCGCAGUCGAGGGGCAGGAAAAGCGCGAACCAUCCGAAGACGAAGAGACACCCGAAACCGAGACCCCUGGUCAAGAGAACUUCAACAUCAAUAACCAGCGCAAGGUCCCGCGAGAGUUUCAGAUUGCACCCAGCAUCGUCAAUAUGGAAUUGAAAUGGUUGAUGGGUGAUCCUCAAAAAAUAGCGGACCGGGUCAGACGUAUGUUGCGCAACGACCAGCCAGCUUUGGCGGCGGCGAUUGUGCGCGCCGGAACAAAACAAGGGUUGGGUACUGGUGUUGCAUGGAAUCACCUGAUAGCAUAUUGCAUGGAACAGCAACAUCCGCAAGCUGCAUUCAAGUUUUAUAAUGAUAUGAAAAAACGAGGCCGACGACCUAACACGCAUUUAUACACCAUUAUGUUGAAGGGUUUCAGCUCGGCUCAAAUGUCGCCGUCUGUUGUCAAGACAGCCGCCUCUGUGUACCGCUCGAUAUCCGCACCGAACUCUGGCGUUGAGCUGAAUAUCAUACACACUAACGCGAUGCUCACAGUCUGCCACCGACAUGGUGAUAUGGACAGAUUAUGGAAAAUCGCUGGAGAGCUGCCCGAGGAAGGAGAAGGCGCCCCCGACUCGACCACGUACACCGUCAUUCUAAACGCGGUGCAAUUCGCAGCCCGCAGAGAUAUCGAGAAGAUGUCUCCUGAUCAGAUUGACAAGAUCCUUGCGCGUAAGAGCCAAGCUAUUAUUGAAGGCAAGCGGGUUUGGGCCGAUGUCAUUUACCGUUGGAAGAACCAGACACUAGAGGUUGACAAUUCCCUUGUCAACGCUAUGGCUGGGUUGCUCUUGGAUGGCGCCAGUGAUUUUGAUUGCUAUAACGUGAUGGAGCUAUACAAGCAGACCAUGGGGAUCCCCAUUCUUGCAAAGCGACCCGCCGAGAGUGAGAAGACGACGCGCCGCCGGAUCACCCACGAGCAAAACCAGGCAAUUGAGACUUCUGAACUUCAGCGACAAGAAAAGAUGGAGGAUCUACCCUUUGUAGACGAAAACAACAACCCUCUGGGUGAGGCAGAGAUGGCCGGAGAACCCGCGGAGGUCGCAGAAGAGCUUGAGGAAGAAAGCUCGGAGAUGGAAGAACAAGAAGAAGAGGAAGACGAAUCAUUUGACGAUCUCUUCAAGCCCGUGGUUCCAGGAUCUGAAGAGAUGUCAUUCUUGCAACCCACGAGCAAAGAACUCACCCUCCUGCUGAACGCCUGUUUCACGAUGACCCAAGGAACUGACGGAGCCUUGAGUUACUGGAAGUACAUGACCAUGGAGGAGAACCACCAUCGGAUUGAGCCCGACGCGUUCACAUACGUGACAUACUUCCGUAUGCUUCGCAUCUCGCGCUCCAGCAAGAUUGCCGUUAAGACACUGCGAGAACAGAUGGUUCCUUCCGGCCACGCCACUGGAACAGCCUUCCACAUUGCUCUCAGCGUUUGCCGUCGCGAUCGCCGAAACCACUCGGUUCUCCUUCAUGCAAACGAAGUCGUUGGUCUCAUGGACAAAGCACUUGUUCUCCCUGAUAUCCGCGUUCUGGAUGGCUACCUCGAGACCAUCCAGAUCAUUUCCGGGGGCCACUCCGUUCUUUUGGGCCUGCGAGGCCUCGAGAGCAAGGGCGUUGGCGGCAAAACUCGCACACUCCAGGACGUGGGCAAGAAGCUCCAAGCGCUCCUGCGACUGAAUGCCAUUGCCACGCUGCGACCAUACGUUGCUCAGCUACACGAGGCAAUUGAGAACGGCAAACCCGAGGAAAACACACGGUGGAGUGACGCCCAAAACAAACUCGCUGACCCAGUCAAUGGCAGCGCGGCUGCCAAGUUCAUGGCGCGAGUUCGUCUAAUUGUUGAUGACACACUUUCUGUCCACUACAAGAACUUCGUGUCGAAAGAGGAGCGCAAAAUCCUUCUGGCAGAGUCGAAGAUGCUGAAGAAGUACUCUGAUCAGAAGGUUAUUGCAAGCCUCAAGGCCAAGACCGUAUACCCUACGGCUGCUCAAAAGGAGGCGGCCAAGGAGCGCAUCGCCAAUUACCAGGAGGCGUGCCGACUUGGACAAAACGGAUCGGAGGAAAGUACCGUCGCGCAGACGGAUUCUGGUAGUCAACGGGAGGUGAAGACCCAAGCUGAGGCUGAAGCUAAGGCUUAG
This is a messenger RNA of Penicillium olsonii, 2550 nucleotides long. The record is from the annotation of a GenBank genome assembly. NCBI's taxonomy places the organism in Eukaryota, Fungi, Ascomycota, Eurotiomycetes, Eurotiales, Aspergillaceae.